Plasmodium malariae is the source of this 1110-nucleotide messenger RNA. Its product is annotated as conserved Plasmodium protein, unknown function. The transcript is spliced from 2 exons. The coding region runs from base 1 to 1110 and encodes 369 amino acids. Lineage: Eukaryota; Apicomplexa; Aconoidasida; Haemosporida; Plasmodiidae. The record is from RefSeq and is a predicted model, not a curated record.
AUGUCCGAAACAUCAACUUGCCCAAUUAACGAUUUCUUUGAUAUAGAUGAAGAAAACGACUUGGAUGAACUAAAAAAGGAAGAUACUCAAAUAUAUAGAGGAACUUUUUUAUCUUAUAUUUAUAGGCAGUUCGAAUUUUGUUGUACAACAUUUUUCGAUGAGUUAGAAAAGAAAAAUAAAAAAAAAAAUAUUACAUUAAAGAAAAAUUUUUUUGAAGAUUACGAUAAAAGCAAAAAUGACACUUGUCAGUAUCGUGUCUUUGAUAAAAUACUUAAAAAAAAUGGAGACUUGAUUAAAGAAGUACCGUUAGAUUCGAAAUAUUUUAGCCCUCAUGCAGACUGGUGUGAAUGCGCGCACGAAAUAGAUAUAGAGUUAAAUAUGGAAGAAGUACGGUUUUGUAUUUUUAACUUUUUUUUGAAAAUGUACAGGUCUGAAACGAGAGACAAAGACCUACUAUUAUCUAUUAUUUUAGAAUGUUUAUACUGUAGGAAAGAUUUUAAAAAAGAAAUCCAAUGUCAAAAAGCUAAAUUAAAAUUUUUAAAAGAAAUUAAAAGUAUAGAAAUUAACAACUUUAAAGAGUCCUUAAAUGAAUUAAUUACUAUAAUUGAAAAUACCAAUUUUGUACAAAUUAAUAGAUAUAAAAGUAGUGAAAAGUUUUAUUUUAAAUUAUAUAUUAUCAUAAAUAUAAAAUACCCAUAUGGAAUUUACUUAUAUAAUUGUGAUGAAGCAUAUGAUAUAGUUCUUAUUGAUUGUAAUACUGAUAAUAAUAACAAGCCCAAAAUUAUGAGCUUCUUUUCAUUGAGAAAGUUUGUAUCCUUUCUCAAUAGUAUACAUUCUAUUCAUUUUACUGAUGAAAAUACCCAUGAUUCAUUCCCCAUCGUCGUUUAUGAGUCCAGGGAGUGCUAUGCUUUAUCAAAUAAUAAUUUAUUUCUUAAAUCUAGCGCGUGCAAAAAAAAAAAGAAGAAAUUUCAAAAAAGUAACAUUUUAAAUGAUCAAAAAGAACAUGAGGAUAAAGAUGAAGAUGAAGAUGAAGAAGAUACAGAUAUGCAAAAUGAACAAGGUGUAGAUAAAUGUGAUAAAUAUAGCAACUUUCAACAAGAAAUAAGAUAA